AUGCUGGGGCUGGUUCUAUUGCUCCUACGGUCGCUUCGUACCGGAUCACCCUCUACCAUCUAUGGGUCGGAGAAUGACGAGUUCCUGUGCGCACAGACUCGCCCUAUCACCCCCUCCAAGCAUGGAGAGUUACUGAAGACUCUGGAUGGUGUUCAUGCGAAUCGAGAGUUCCAGCUGAAGGCUUACGAGUCCCUGGGAGGGGCUGUCAGGAUUCCAACUCAGACAUGGGACGACUACAGCCCUCCUGGAGAAGAUCCCCGUUGGGAGGUUCUCGAUCAACUGCACAGUUACCUUGCUGACCGAUUUCCUCUCAUACACGCGAAGUUGAACAAGACAUCCGUGAAUCAUUACGCUCUUGUAUACUCUUGGAAGGGGAAGGAUGAAUCCCUGAAGCCCGUCUUACUGACUGCGCAUCAAGAUGUCGUGCCCGUCGACCCGGUGACGAUCGACCAUUGGGUUCACCCCCCAUUUUCGGGGUAUUACGAUGGCGAGUGGAUAUGGGGCAGAGGCUCCUGUGAUGAUAAGUCAGGUCUCAUAGCCAGCCUGACUGCGGUCGAAACUUUGCUGGAGAAAGGCUUUGAGCCGACUAGGACAUUUGUGCUAGCAUACGGUAUCGACGAAGAGCGUGGCGGUAUCUACGGCGCAACUGCUAUCAGAGACCACUUACUAUCUGUCUACGGCCCUGAUUCGUUUUCUCUGCUCGUAGACGAGGGUGGUGGGUACGCCGAAGAGAAUGGGCUGAUCUGGUCUCAGCCUGCGGUAGCCGAAAAGGGUCAGUUGAACGUUCGCAUGGAGGUCAACACUCCAGGCGGGCAUUCCAGUAGACCUCCCGCGCACACCGGCAUUGGCAUCUUAGCAUCCCUAAUCACACGCCUCGAAGAUAACCCGCACGUACCACACCUCUACCGCGAUGGGGCGUACUACAAACAACUACAGUGCCACGCUGAGCAUGACUCGAAGCUCCCUGCGACCCUCCGGCGUAUGAUCAAGGAGUCAAGGGAGAGCGAUGCUGCCUUGAGGCAAUUAGAGGCGGAACUCGUGGCGUCGCUGCCGACGUUCAAAGCCAUAGCUGGCACUACUCAAGCUGUCGAUGUCAUAGAAGGCGGCGUCAAAGUCAAUGCGCUGCCGGAGCAGGCUCACGUCAUUGUUAACCAUCGGAUAGCUGACUAUAGUUCUGUCAAGGAAGUUCAAGACCGCUUUUCGGGCGUAAUCAAGCCAGUUGUGGAGAAAUUCAACCUCUCAUUGGACGCAUUCGGGACGUUAUACGGGGACGAGUCCAAUCCCGGUCACGUCCGAUUAUCGGAUGCCUUUGGCAAUGCUCUGAACCCUGCACCGGUCACCCCCACAAGCGGAGACGUCUAUGAGUUUAUGUCGGGAACCAUCCUGGCUACACUUGGACGCUCAUUCAGAGAACGAGAGUCGAAGACCAGAGCAGUCGUAGCUCCGGGCUUGUCACUUGAUACGAGACACUACUGGAACUUGACGCAGCACAUCUUCCGCUAUGGCCACCAAGAUGCGCGCGAUUCCUAUAACGGAGCGCACACCGUAAACGAAGCGAAGAGAGCCGAGGGGUUCCUGGAGAUGAUACGCUUCUUCAACCUCCUCAUCUUGAAUGCGGAUGAAUCAUCCUUGCUGUGA
Gloeophyllum trabeum ATCC 11539 is the source of this 1638-nucleotide messenger RNA. RefSeq names its product carboxypeptidase S. The record is from RefSeq and is a predicted model, not a curated record. Gene Ontology annotation, cellular component: fungal-type vacuole lumen. NCBI's taxonomy places the organism in Eukaryota, Fungi, Basidiomycota, Agaricomycetes, Gloeophyllales, Gloeophyllaceae. Bases 1 to 1638 code for a protein of 545 amino acids. Gene Ontology annotation, molecular function: metallocarboxypeptidase activity. The transcript is spliced from 12 exons.